CAAUCUUCCAUCCUGUCACCACCACUAUAAGAGCCAGCGCCAUCCAGAAUAAUCCUAGGAGACCAUCAGGGGAGUAAGGAUUCGUGAGCAUCCUCCUCCAAACCUGUAUCAGGAAAAGAUGUUUCAGCUUUGGAAACUUGUUCUCUUGUGUAGUCUGCUCACUGGGACAUCAGCAUCGCUUCUUGAGGAGCUUAGCGAAGACCUGAAAAAUGUUAUCGAUAAAGGACGUGAUACCUUUGGCGACUCAGCUGAUGCUAUUGUCAAAAGACUGAAGGAUGACAUUGACAAGUUUCAGGACUCCAAGAUUGGACAAUUGUCUGAGCAGGCGUUACAGAAAGCUGAUGAGCUGUUCGCUAAAGCCGUUUCUAAAGUCCUUUCAUUUAAGGAUAAACUUUUGGGGUUGAAAAUCCAUAAUACCCACUUCUUGGGUAUCAAACCUACAGUCAAUCCUGAUGGCAAAAGCCUUAACCUGACCCUCCCCAUUGGCGCUGAUGUCGAAUUGAGCCUUCCUUUUAUUGACAAGAGAGUUGACCUGAAUGUUUCUGUGGACCUCCUGAGUGGUGUCAGAAUUGAAACCCAGGAUGGCAAAUCUAAAGUUGUCCUCACAGAAUGUACCAGCAAUCCAGACAGCGUCUCGUUGACUUUGGUUGACAAUCAGAGUAAACUGGCCAACACACUCGUAAGAUCUGCGACCAGCUUGGUGAGUGACACCUUGUCCAUCCUGGUGGAGAAACAGGUAUGCCCACUGGUUCGCUUGUUUGUUGCCAGCAUGAGUGUGGAGUUUCUUCAGAAUGCCAUCGAUAAACUUCAGAAAGAACAGAAGUCGGGACCGUCUGAAUGAAGAGGGCAGAUGAGGAGGACCGCUCUGACAUUCCCGGCUGAUUCAUUCCCCGUUGUUCAGCUGUGUUUCCUCAUAGCAUCUCCCUCUGGGGAGAUGCCGCCACCAUCCAGCUGGAGUGGAAGCCUGAGUCCAGUCAGAAAGAUCCUUCUCAGUUCCUCCUUGGCUUUACAAUCAAGACAGAGCUCUCUAUGCUUGUCACCAUCCACCCUUAGCAAUAAAGGCUACUUCUGCAUCCUC
This is a messenger RNA of Pteronotus mesoamericanus, 1078 nucleotides long. It is a transcript of the gene BPIFA2, whose product is annotated as BPI fold containing family A member 2. Lineage: Eukaryota; Metazoa; Chordata; Mammalia; Chiroptera; Mormoopidae. The transcript is spliced from 9 exons. Gene Ontology annotation, cellular component: extracellular exosome; secretory granule. Bases 119 to 841 code for a protein of 240 amino acids. The record is from RefSeq and is a predicted model, not a curated record. Gene Ontology annotation, molecular function: lipopolysaccharide binding.